CGGCGCCUCCCCGCUCAGUGACACACGGACCCGGCGCUGGGAAAGAGAAGGAGGCGGAGGUGGCGGUUGCGGAGGGAGCGCUCGGGAGUCGUAGCGGCGGCGGCGCCUCCAGCAUGGCCGGGUCCACAGAGGCGGCCGCUCCGCCACCCCUUUCGUCCGGUCGCCACCCUCCCUCCUCGUCGUCCCGUCGCUGCUGCUGCUGCCGCCGCCGCCGCCGCCCGGCUAUGCCCGCCCUGCCCGGCUGGCUGUCGCUGGGCUUCCUCCUCUCCCGCGUCUGCUGCGGUGCCUUAGCUGGACCAAUAGUUGAUCCACGUGUGAGAGCAGUAUGGGGGAAGGAUGUUACACUGAAAUGCAUAAUUGAUAUAAAUGAAACAUUAACACAAAUUACUUGGGAGAAGAUACAUGGAAAGAGUGCACAGACUAUUGCUGUUCAUCAUCCUGAAUAUGGAUUUUCCGUUCAAGGAGAAUAUCAAGGAAGAGUAUCAUUUAAAAACCACUCGCUUACUGAUGCAUCAAUCAUCCUAUCAAAUGUUACCUUCUCUGAUUCUGGAGAAUAUGUAUGCAAGGCGGUUACAUUCCCUCUAGGAAAUUCCCAGUCAUCAACAACUGUGGUUGUUUUGGUUGAACCAGUUGUGAGCCUAACAAAGGGACCAAAUACUUUAAUAGAUGGUGCCAAUCAGACAGUUGCAGCCAUUUGCACAGCAGCCACGGGGAAACCAGCUGCCGAGGUUGUCUGGGAAGGUGAUCUUGGUGAAAUGGAAUCCACAUCAAUAUCCUACCCGAAUGAAACUGUGACAGUUGAGAGUCAAUACAAGCUUGUCCCCACCAGGUUUGCUAGAGGAAGACUUAUAACUUGUGUUGUGAGACAUCCAGCUUUGGAAAAGGAAAUAAAAAUGCCUUAUGUGCUAGACAUUCAAUAUUCUCCCGAGGUUACAGUAACUGGGUACGAUGGAAAUUGGUAUAUUGGAAGAGAGAAUGUUUUACUCAGGUGUAAUGCUGAUGCAAAUCCACUACCAAUGGAGUUUACGUGGAGUAGGUUGGAUGGACAGUGGCCUGAAGGUUUACAGCCUUUAAACAAUACUCUGCAUUUCAACAGUCCAUUGAGUUACAAUUAUACUGGAACAUAUGUUUGUAAAGUGGCCAAUUCUCUUGGCCAAAGAAGUGAUCAAAAGACCAUCUACAUAUUAGAUCCUCCUACUACUACCACCUCACCACCCACGAUUCCAUGGCUUCCUUCAACUGAUGGCAUCACAGGUUUAGCAACUCAGCCAAAACUAAUGCUUUUCCCAACUUCACCAUGGCCAAAAAUUCAGGAAGACAAUUGGGGCACCAUCAUCGGUAGUGCAGUGGGCGGGGCUCUUUUCCUGAUACUUGUAAGUGUUGUGGUUGGCGUUAUUUGGUACAGGAGAAGGAGGACGUUUCGUGGCGACUACUUCGCUAAGAACUACAUUCCACCAUCAGAUAUGCAAAAGGAGUCUCAAAUAGAUACGCUUCAGGUAGAUGAAGUGGAUUCUUAUCCUGACAGUGUGAAAAAAGAAAUAAAACAUCCAGUGAACAGUGUCAUUACUAAAGACUACUCAGCAGAACCUGAAAAAAAAGACUGGAACAAUGUAGACACUAUUAACAGAUACCAGGACAGGUAUGAAAGACCAAUGGAUUACUAUGAAGGUGGAACACUGGGAAUGAAAUACUUGGGUGAAGGAUGUUAUGAGGAAAACGAAGAUGACUUAGUUUCACAUGUAGAUGGCUCUGUAAUAUCUCGAAAGGAGUGGUAUGUGUAAUGACCACUUUCAAAUCUGACUAUACAUAAAGCUCCUUCAUUAGCUGAUCACUUUCAGAUUGUUUAUACUUUUUUCUUGAGGAAUAAGCUUUUUGAAGUUGAUUUUCAAGCUUUUUGUAUUCUAACUUGACAACUGAAAUGUAAAAACCUCGUUUAAAUGUAUUGAAGCUGCUUUAUGAUUUUUUCAAUGCUGUACUACUGUCUUUCACAAGAUUUGAAUUUUAAUAUAGUGCUUUAUUUGGCCUAUAGCACAAGUUAAUAACAAAGUGCUAAGUUAAAAGAGAGAAAGAAAUUGCUAUAAAAAGUUUGAAAUGGAGCAACUGUCUUUCCUUUAUGACUACAGAUUUCAUGAUCAAGAAUAGACUUUUGAUCUACAAAUUCUAGUAAAAGGUAAUGUAAAAUUGAUUCAAAUACAAAGUUGAUCUAAGGCACAUUUUGUUUACAAAAGGUAACUUUUACAAUAUGAAAUAUUCUGAUGGCACAGUUUUUUCAAAGCUUUAUUUUUAGGUUUUCUGCACAGAAUUGAAUACCUCCUACAUUUUUGAGCCUGCCAUAAUUAGAUUCUGUAGUGGGUACCUUUUUACAGAUGACUUGUUGCACUGAACCUGCUGCAGUGUGGAUUUUUCAUUGAACAAAGUCUUGCAACGUAACACUAAACUAUAUUUUAACACUGUGUUGUAUUUCCAAGCACUGGAAUAUUGGAUUCCAAACACUUCAGUCAUGUCUCCAGAAGAGUUCCUUACAAAAGAUUAAAUAUUGCCUCCAUUAAAAAAAAAACCUGUUCACUCUGUUGAAAUUGGGGGAAAAGUUAUAUUCAGAAAAUAUUAGGUUUCCCUAGGUGCUCUAUAGAAUGUCAAUUAUGCAUAAAGCUAAUGCAUUCAGUUGGAAUCUAGAUGUAUCUUCACUCAGAAGUUGCAUUUUAAGAAAUAUUUGGCUUUUUACAGAACGGUGAUGUUGCAGGAAGUGGUGUGGGCUGUAUAACAAAAUGUUAACUAAAGAACAGAGAAAUUUUAAAAGCAAAAGCAACCUUACUCACAAUGUUAAGCUCUGUUUCAUAAGAAUGUCACUAUAAAAAACCAUAUUUUGAGAUUAAAAGAUGAAUGUGCAACGAGACACACUUAAGGUGUCAGCUAAUGAUAUAUCUUUUUAUGAAAUCCAUAGAGGCAUUUUUAAGUAUUCAUGCUGCUUGAAAAGAAAUCUAGUAGUAAAUUGUUUUUCUGUACACCAUUAAAGUAAGGAUCUGAAUUGAUGAAAGAAAUCUAUCUUUGCAAGAAAGAGGUAUGCUUCCUCUGAAAAAUGUGGGAAAUGGUACAACUCGGCUGUUAACACUACAUCAAGCAUAUAGAUUUAGGAAACAAAUGUAAUUGCUUAUACAGAGAGUAUAGUGCAGCCAUAGGAACACAGUGGUGGCUAUAGUUUUAAGCAUACUUGCUUGAAAGCAAUUAACAUUUUUAAAAUUGAAAAGGUUAAAGUGUGUGUCUUUCAACAAGCCAGAGAUUCAGAUACAUUUGUAUAUGGAACAUUAGAUGAAUUUGGCAUAAUUGAUGUACAGACAUAGAGAUGUGCUGUUUUGCCAUUAUUUCCCGAUAUAUAUCUUUAAGUAAUAUGAAAACAGUACAAAAUGACCUACAGUAUUUUAGAGCUUUUCAGUGAGUACAAUAUCUAUAUUUAAGGUACAGUUUUGACAGUACACUGUGACUUGGUUGUUAUGUCUUCAAAAGCGUGACUGCAGUUUAGUAUUUAUAAAUACAUGAAGCUGAUUUUCUACAGAUCUCGUAUCACAUUGAUAAUUCAAGUGGUAACAUUACUUUACUUGACCAAAGUCUCUCUUCAGUACAUUAGGAAGUGAAAUUAUUAAACCAUGCUUGCCUGUGAACUCAAAUGAGUUUCUAUAAUUACUUUGUGGAUCUGAUCUAUCAUUAGCUGAAGUAAAGUUACUUCGUUAGCUUUUGACCAGGCCCUAAGUGAACAUCAGGUCCUAAUGUGUGUGUGCUCCUUGCUUUUUUAAAGAUAGCUUGUGGUCUAUCGAUCUUAGGAUCAUCUCCAGUGUAAUCUAUAGUGGCACAUCUCCUGUAAGCCCCCUAAAAAGCUUUCUUGUAAUGCUCCUAUUUAGAAGUGAGUAUCUGAUACUCUGUGUUCUUUAUCAUAAGUUUGUUAAAAUUUAUCAAGAGUUUUACAGUUGAAUAUGAGAGGUUCAUAAUAAGUUUAAGAUGUUAAGUGUUGCAGUGUUUCUUACCUAAUGUAUGUUUGGUGUAAAUAGAGAACUGACUGUAAGUAUGAAUAGCUGUUGUGUGAAAUAAACCUUUUGUUAAAUUAA
Hemicordylus capensis (graceful crag lizard) is the source of this 4097-nucleotide messenger RNA. RefSeq names its product nectin cell adhesion molecule 3 (gene NECTIN3). Gene Ontology annotation, cellular component: apical junction complex; adherens junction. The record is from RefSeq and is a predicted model, not a curated record. Gene Ontology annotation, biological process: homophilic cell-cell adhesion; symbiont entry into host cell; heterophilic cell-cell adhesion. The transcript has 6 exons. The coding region runs from base 114 to 1781 and encodes 555 amino acids. Lineage: Eukaryota; Metazoa; Chordata; Lepidosauria; Squamata; Cordylidae.